CUCACCCAUUCGCUGGAGAACGUGCCUGUGCAAUAUUACGGGCAGCUUAUAAAGGCAUACGGCAGGCAGGAAGCUUGCAGGCCCAAGGGCCAGUAUCUUUCGAAGCAGCACAUCUGUGGCGCUGAACUACUACUGCACUCUGGCCAGUCGGGCUCUCGGUUUGUUCUGCUGUUGAUCUGUUGACACCACGAUGGGACCUCACACGGGCGACGCGCAAGAAUUGGUCGACUUUCUCAAUGCGGCAUGGACGCCCUUUCAUGCGGUUGAUGAAGCUCGGAAGAUGUUGCUGGCUGCUGGUUUUAAACACCUGCAGGAGAAGGAUGCAUGGGACAUCAACCCCGGAGGUCGUUACUUCUUCACGCGCAACGCAACAACUAUCGUGGCCUUUGCAGUUGGGAAAAAAUAUGCUCCCGGCAACGGCUUUUACAUGAUCGGUGCGCACACCGACUCACCAUGCCUCAAGCUCAAACCUGUUUCCAAGUCGACCAAAUCAGACUGUCUUAUGCUGAACGUGGAGACCUAUGGAGGUGGCCUAUGGAGCACUUGGUUUGACCGGGAGCUGGGCGUGGCCGGCCGAGUUCUGGUUCGCCAUCCCGACACCGGAAUGCUCGCGCAGCGCCUAGUCAAAAUCAGCAAGCCCAUCGCGCGUAUCCCCAUGUUGGCUAUCCACCUCCAAACCGCCUCGGAGCGCUCCGAGGGAUUCAAAAUCAACGCCCAGAACCACCUGGCUCCCCUCCUCGCUACAAACACCAAAGCCAAGGCCAAGGCGCCUACCGCGCCGCAGGUGGUGUCAGCAGCGGCUGCCGCGGCCGCAGCCGCCCCAGCAGCGCCUCCGCCUCCACCAGCCCCCGAGCGGCAUCACCCGUUGCUGCUGUCGCUGCUAGCUGACCAUCUGGGUUGCUCCGCCUCCGACAUCGUGGACCUGGAGCUGCACAUGUGCGAUGUACAGCCAUCCGUGAUCGGCGGCGCCUGUGAGGAAUUCAUCUUUUCCGGCCGUCUGGACAACUUGGCUAUGAGCUUCUGCGCCCUCACUGCGCUCAUCCGCAGCUGCGGUGGUGGCAGCGGCAGUGCCGACCUGCUUGCCGAGGAAAGUGGGGUGCGGGCGGUGGCGCUGUUCGACCACGAGGAGGUGGGCAGUGGCAGCGCGCAG
Molecule: messenger RNA, 1150 nt
Organism: Volvox carteri f. nagariensis
Lineage: Eukaryota; Viridiplantae; Chlorophyta; Chlorophyceae; Chlamydomonadales; Volvocaceae
Exons: 2
Biological process (GO): proteolysis
Molecular function (GO): aminopeptidase activity; zinc ion binding
Source: RefSeq, a predicted model, not a curated record